Molecule: messenger RNA, 942 nt
Organism: Cydia strobilella
Lineage: Eukaryota; Metazoa; Arthropoda; Insecta; Lepidoptera; Tortricidae
Product: luciferin sulfotransferase-like
Exons: 6
Coding region: 1-942 (313 amino acids)
Biological process (GO): sulfation
Cellular component (GO): cytoplasm
Molecular function (GO): sulfotransferase activity
Source: RefSeq, a predicted model, not a curated record
AUGUUACAAGUUAAGAAAUUGUUUACAGACAAAGCAAAAUAUGGCCGUUUCGGAGAUGUCGGACACUGUCAACUUAUGGUGUAUAAAGAAGAUGCUGACAACUAUAGAAAUAUGGUCGUAAGACCGGACGAUGUUUGGGUGGCCACGUUUCCACGCUCUGGGACAACUUGGACGCAAGAAAUAGUCUGGCUGAUCAUGAAUGACUUUGACUUCGACAAGGCUAUGAAGAUUCCUAUGCAAGACAGAUUUAUGUUCCUGGAAGUGAAACAUACAAAGCUUUUGGUACCGCAGAAAAGCCAAAGCAUAGAUCCAGAGUUACUUCAAGGAUUACUGUCAUAUACGCCCUCUUAUGAUGAAGUACACGCCGCACCUUCUCCUCGGUUCAUCAAGACACAUUUGCAUUUCUCACUUUUACCUACUAACCUCCUGGAUACUACCAAAGUGGUAUAUGUAGCCCGAGACCCUAGGGACGUCGCUGUGUCCUAUUACCAUCAUAAUAAAUUGCUUUGGGAUUAUACAGGAGACUUUAAAAGUUAUUGGAACCUUUUUAUAAGUGAUUUAGUUAUCUUUUCUCCAUUUUUCCCACAUUUAAAAGAGGCAUGGGCACUCCGUCACCAUCCGAACUUGAUGUUCAUAUUUUACGAAGACAUGACAAAGGAUUUACCAUCAACUGUUAAACGGAUAGCAAAUUUUCUUGGCAAAGAAGCUACAGACGAGAAAAUUAUGAAGCUUUGCGAACACGUGGACAUAAACAACUUCAAGAAAAAUAAGUCAGUGAACCCAUCAUGGAUGGCCAAGAUUGGCAACCCUAAUAGCGAGGGAUUCAUAAGAAACGGUAAAUCUGGCACAUGGCGCGAGCAGUUCGACAAGGAGAUGGUGGCGCAGGCGCAGCGCUGGAUGCGCGAGAACCUCGCCGGCUCCGACCUGCGUUUCCCUGCAUGA